GGUUGGUCUUUUCUCAAUCUCUCGCACUGCCUCCUCUGAGGAGCAGGAGGUGAGCCAGCACACACACACACACGCACGCACACACACACACACACACACACGGCUCACACAAACACCGACGAGAACCACGUCAGGACUCGGGAUGGAGCAUGAGGCGAGGUGCACACACACAGACCGUCCAGGACAGUGAGGAGGAGGCAGGGAGCUGGAGACAGCGGCAGAGAGUGAAGACAUCAGACAGGCCGGAUGAGGAACACAGAGAAACAGACAGAUUAGGAAAGAUGUGUGACUGAGCGGCUGUUUCCCAUCCGUCAGAGAAGUUUGAGGCAGCGCUGCUCUCAUGGCGGAACCGACCACACAGGAGCCUGUGAAGACCCAGCAGAAGUGCAUCGCCAUCUUUGCCCUCCUCUGCUGCUUCGCUGUGCUGGUGGUGCUGAUCUUCUCAUCGGUGGACAUUUGGGGGGACGAUGAGGACGGUAUCACAGAGGAGAACUGCAGCAGAGACUGCCGCAUCGUGCUCGUGGAGAACAUUCCAGACGACCUCAGUCUCCCGGCGGAUGGCGGACCCCACCUCCCUCUCUCCGUUGGCUUUCACGCGCUGCUGGACCAGGCGCAGCACUCGGUCGAGGUGGUGUCGCCUGUCUGGGACUUGAGCUCCAGGGAUUCGGAAGCCGUGCCGAGCGCCGCCAAACAGGGUCAGCUUCUGUUCCAGCGACUGCUCGGCCUGAAAUCCCGUGAGGUUAAGCUGAAGAUUGCCAGCGGACUGACUGACUCUGCUGAACUGAAGACCUUGGCGGCGCACAGUGCAGAGGUUCAUUUCGUUAAUAUGACAGCCCUCACCAGAGGAGGACUCCAUUCCUCAUUCGUGAUAGUGGACCGGCGGCACAUUUACAUCGGGAGCGCCGAUAUGGACUGGAGGUCACUCUCCAAGAGGAAGGAGCUGGGGGUGAUGGUGUACAACUGCAGCUGCCUGGCCCUGGACCUCCACCGGGUCUUUUCAUUUUACUGGCAGCUCCACGAGAGGGACUACAUCCCCUCCAUCUGGUCGAAGAGAGUUACCGCCCUCUACGGGAGGCACGGCGCCCUGGAGCUGCAACUGAACGCCACCCGUGCCACCGCAUAUGUGUCUGCCUCCCCCGAAGUCUUCUGCGCGAAAGAUCGCACCAGGGACAUCGAUGCCAUCCAUCAGGUCAUCCAGAGUGCAAAGACAUUCAUCUUCAUAUCUGUGACGGACUACCUUCCUCUGGUGAACAGGAGAUUCAGAGGAACCUCAGUCACGAGGUAUUGGUCGGCCAUCGAUGAUGUGAUCAGAGAGGCCGUGGUACUGAGGAGAGUCCGAGUUCGCCUGCUGAUAAGCUUCUGGAAGAGGACUCACCCCCUCACCUUGAACUUCGUCACCUCCCUCAAGUCACUCUGCAUGCACCUGCACAACUGUUCACUCGAGGUGAGGUUUUUCAGUCACAGAGAGCACAGGGACGACAUUCAACACGGACUGAACCACAACAAGUACAUGGUGACCGACAAUGCUGUAUACAUUGGGAACCACGACUGGGUCGGCAGUGACUUUGCUGUUAACGCGGGAGUUGGGCUCGUGGUCCAGAUGGAGGAUGAUGUCGAAGACGGGGAAGUGACAUUCCUGGAGCAGGUCCAGGCUGUUUUUGAAAGAGACUGGAGGUCGCGUUACGCUAAGAGCCUACAAGGAAGCAAGGAUCAACAGGGCAAAUACAGAAGCCAGCAACAAGAGGAAAUCCACAAGGCGACUAAGGAGGAGAACGAAUGGAACAGCCCGAUAUCUUUAUAAGCACAGAAUAUCUUUAUAAAAUCCUUAAACCUCAUAAGCCUGAAUACUCCAACUAUUACAAACAUGCACACAAUAUAAGAAUGCAGACCUAGACUAUUAGACUCCAAACUACUUGAGGCAAGAAAGUACAGCUGAAUAAAAUAAAUCCAUUAACCACCACGAAACUUCCCGAGAUGAUUACUUACAUUAGGACACUCGUUUUUGUAUUAUUCAUCUUCUGAAAUGUUAUUUUUAUACAUACAAAAUGAUUAUUAUUACCUAACCUGUUACCUCCUUAUUUCAUUUGUUUGACAUAUUAGUGUCUGAGCUUUUUACAGAGGUGAUUUUAGAUACAUCUUUUUAUCACUCGCCAUGUUUUUUAGGAAAAAAUUGUUAUAUAGCUCAUGUUGUGAACGAUAUAUGAACAAACCCCCCGGUGAAAACCUUCAGAAUAUAGAAAGUUCUUUUGAGGUAUCUUUAAAGAUGUGUAUUGAAUACAUAUACAGUAUACAUUUUUAUUGGAAACCACUAUUUGCGAUAAUGUGGAUGACAAAACGGAGAUGACCAUGUUUUACAGGGACACCUGUGACGACCUGGUGCUGCUUGUUUCCUGGUUAUUUUUUUGACCAGUGCAUGAAAAAAGGGUGUUUUUUCCUGUAGUAUCUUGCCUUAAUUAAUUGUCGACUGUUAUACGCGCAUGUACUAUUGCAUGAAUAUUGAAAGCAAUACAAACUAUAUAAUGGGACAUGCAAUAGGAUAAUUAUACAAUCAACAUGAAAUCCACAGAAAUAUCCCGUCAGACUCACCAAAACCAAUCACAUUCAGUGUUUAAUGUUGACACACUGUUUUCAUUUUGAGUUGAUUUUAUAAACUUUUUAACGCGUUUGGAUUUGCAUCGCAUAUGGGGGGGUUGAUGUUCCCGUUUAUUGCCUGCACUUGUGGCUAAAAUGAUUGAAUUUCAUAAAUGACGUGCGCACACACAAAGUAAUGCAGUAGGAACCACAUAACACAGCUGUUUAUCAUCUCAUUGAAAGUUUUUCAUCUGUCUUUAUAAAAUGAAACCUUUUUUUGCACAA
Scophthalmus maximus (turbot) is the source of this 2856-nucleotide messenger RNA. It is a transcript of the gene pld5, whose product is annotated as phospholipase D family, member 5. Bases 341 to 1801 code for a protein of 486 amino acids. NCBI's taxonomy places the organism in Eukaryota, Metazoa, Chordata, Actinopteri, Pleuronectiformes, Scophthalmidae. Gene Ontology annotation, molecular function: catalytic activity. The transcript has 10 exons. The record is from RefSeq and is a predicted model, not a curated record.